Molecule: messenger RNA, 2196 nt
Organism: Morus notabilis
Lineage: Eukaryota; Viridiplantae; Streptophyta; Magnoliopsida; Rosales; Moraceae
Product: crossover junction endonuclease EME1B
Exons: 13
Coding region: 87-1760 (557 amino acids)
Biological process (GO): DNA repair
Cellular component (GO): Holliday junction resolvase complex; nucleus
Molecular function (GO): nuclease activity; DNA binding
Source: RefSeq, a predicted model, not a curated record
CAUUCAUAUUUCUUCAUCUAGCCGCUCAUUUUCAAACCAAAAUCAAAAUUUGUAUUUUCCCUCUCCUCUUCUCUCCUCUCCGCACAAUGUCCGAUCCAAUCCUCCUCUCCGACGAGGAAGAAACGCCGUUUCAAUCCAAGAAACGUCGCACCUCGCCGGAACCGAACCCUAACCCUAAUCCUAACCCCAUCCCUAUGGUGGUUCUCCUCGACGGCGACCCCACCCCGAGGAAGCCGGUCCCCACCUCCAUCCCGACGUUCGUCCCCGAGACGCCGAUGUCCGACCUCGUCAUCGUCAAGUGCUCGACGAAAUUCAAUUCUGACCACAAGUUCUCGGAUUCAGGCAUCAAUCGAUUCAUAUGUUUGGAGUCUGAUAAUGAGUCUGAAGGUGGAUCAGAAAGAGGAAAUCCGGUGGACAAUGAAACUAUGGAUUCUGAUUUUGAUGUGAUGAAUGUCUUAGACUGGAGUACUAAAUGUGUCGAGUCGACAUCUACUUUUGGUCAUGUUAAUGCAACACAUAUGUCUGAAGACAGUUUCUUGGGUCCGACCUGUUUGCAGGAUGGUAUUCCUCAGGCAAGUGAGAGUCUUGGAAAAGAAAAUAUUGGCGUGGAUCGAACGCAGGAAAUUUCGCAAAAGAAAACAACAAAUGCUAGUACUGAGAAGAAAAAUAGUACAACUGAAGCAACAAGAAGAAAGAAGAUGACAGAGGAGGAAAGCUUUCGGUUAAAAGAAGAGAAAAAAUUAAGGAAGCUUCAAGAAAAGCUUCAAAAAGAAGCUCUCAAAGCUGAAGUUGCGGAAUUGAAAAAAAUAGAGAAAGAAAAGAAAAAGUGGGAAAAUGGGAAGUUCGCUAUACAAUCCAUAGUGGCAGAGAUUGAUGCAAAAGUAAUUGAAAUAGGGUCAGUUGGAGGAAAUCUGUUAACAAGGUUUUCAGAAAAGGGGCUUAAAUACCGCAUAACUUCGAACCCAAUUGAAAAAACAAUUCUGUGGACCAUGAAAUAUCCGGAACAUAUAUCUGAGCUUUCUUCCGAAGCAAUAGAGAUUCGAUAUGUGCUGCUUGUGUAUGAGGCUGAAGAAUUUUGUGACUUUGUUACUAAUGGAUCUCUUUCAGACCAUGUUUUUGGUGUUCGAAGCCGUUAUCCAUCUCACACGGUGUGUUUUCUCACAAAUAGGUUAAUGUCAUAUAUCAAUAAGAGAGAACAAGAUAAGUACAAGAACCCCACACAUUGUAGUGGUUGGAGGCGGCCCCCCGUUGAGGAGGCACUGGCAAAAUUAACCACUCACUUUGUUAAAGUGCAUUCCAGGCAGUGUGUAGAUGAGGCGGAACUGGCUGAGCAUGUUGUUGGUUUGACUUGCAGUUUGGCCUCUUGCCAAUUUAGAAAGAAGUUAACACGAUUGUCAGUAAAUGCUAAUGGUUCCCUUAUUCCUAAGGACUUUGUUGACAAGAAUUUAAUAAGAAAUAACUUGUGGUUAAAAGCUUUGGUUGCUAUACCGAAGGUGCAGCCACGAUUUGCGGUUGCUAUAUGGAGGAAGUACCCCACCAUGAAAUCACUCUUGAAUGUUUACAUGGAUCCUAGUAAAUCGGUUCAUGAAAAGGAAUUUCUGCUCAAGGACUUGACAAUAGAAGGCUUAAUUGGUGAGGACAGAAGAUUAGGUGAGGUUUGUUCGAAGAGAGUGUACAGAAUACUUAUGGCACAAAGUGGAUCUAUCAAAACCGAUGAUGUUGAGGAUGGUGCUGAUUUUUUUGGACACCAAUCAUCUUAAACAAUUCCUUCUCCAUCGUUAGCCUUGACGGAAACUUCAAAUAGUAUAGAGUCAAAAAUAAGUUGUAGAUACAUAAUGAUGAUUUGGAGCUGCCAAAGCAGGAUGUCGCCGAAAAGAACGGAACGCUGCUUCGCUCUGCUAGAUGCAUUGGAACCCAUAUAAGAAGCAAGCUUUUUUUGCCCUCAAAUUCAAAUAUUUGCUGCAAAAUGCUAUCCUGCUCUGUUCUUUCCUGAGUGGCGAUAGAAGCCCGCCAGUUCAUGUUGCUUUGACGGCUAUUUUUCGCCUUCUCUUUGCUUUCUUUGCUCAUGUUGCUUUGACGGCUAUUUUUCGCCUUCUCUUUGCUUUGUUUGCUCAUGUUGCUUCGGCGGAGACUUUUCGCCUUAUCAUUUUUCAAUUUUAUCACCAUAACGCUUAGAAUUAGGCUGGCGAGGCUCAA